This is a messenger RNA of Cygnus atratus (black swan), 1593 nucleotides long. RefSeq names its product keratin, type II cytoskeletal cochleal-like. Gene Ontology annotation, molecular function: structural constituent of skin epidermis. The record is from RefSeq and is a predicted model, not a curated record. Gene Ontology annotation, biological process: intermediate filament organization; keratinization. The transcript is spliced from 10 exons. Gene Ontology annotation, cellular component: keratin filament. The coding region runs from base 1 to 1593 and encodes 530 amino acids. NCBI's taxonomy places the organism in Eukaryota, Metazoa, Chordata, Aves, Anseriformes, Anatidae.
AUGUGUAGGACCCUGAGACAAACAAUCGCACAGAAGUCAGUUGGCACUAGGUCAGGAGGACUCGCUAAGGGUGUUAGUGCUGCUUCUGCCACUAUGCCUGUAAACCGAAGCAGCUUCAGCUCCAUGUCCAUGUCCUGCAGCAGUGGUGGAGGCAUAGGACAGAUUAGCGGUGGUUUUGGCAGCAGGAGCCUUCACAACCUAAGGAGAAGCAAGAGGAUUUCCAUGAGCGGAGGGUAUUGCUCUGCUAGACCAGGAUACAGUUAUGGGUUAGGUCAUGGUGGGUUUGCUUACAGGGCUGGUGGAGCUGGGUUUGGGUUUGGAGGAGGAUGCGGCCCUGGAGGUAUUCAAGGGGUCACAGUCAACCAAAACCUCCUGGCACCUCUUAACUUGGAGAUUGACACCAACAUGCAGAGAGUGCGUCAGGAGGAGAAGGACCAGAUCAAAUCCCUCAACAACAAAUUUGCCUCCUUCAUUGACAAGGUGCGGUUCCUGGAGCAACAAAACAAGGUACUGGAAACCAAAUGGAGCCUCCUGAAAGACCAAAAAGUUGUGAAAAAUAACAUUGAGCCUAUGUUUGAAGUGUACAUCAGCAACAUGAGGAGACAGCUUGAGGCUCUAGGAGGGGACAGGCUGCAGCUCAGCUCUGAGCUGAAGGCUAUGCAGGAUGCUGUUGAAGACUUCAAGAUCAGGUACGAGGAGGAGGUCAACAAGCACACGACUGCAGAGAACGACUUCAUGUUACUCAAGAAGGAUGCAGACGCUGCCUACAUGAGCAAGGUGGACCUGGGAACCAGGGUGGAUGCACUGACGGAUGAGAUUAACUUCCUGCGAGCUCUCUAUGAAGCAGAGCUGUCUCAGACGCAGUCACAAAUCUCCGACACCUCCGUGGUCCUGUCCAUGGACAACAACCGGAGCCUGGACCUGGACAGCAUCAUCGCAGAGGUCAAGGCGCAGUACGAGGACAUCGCCAACCGGAGCCGGGCAGAGGCCGAAUCCUGGUACCAGAGCAAGUACGAAGAACUGCAGCUCACUGCUGGCCAGCACGGGGCUGACCUGCACAACACCAAGGUGGAGAUCUCAGAGAUGAAACGCGUGGUCCAACAGCUCCACUCGGAAAUUGACAGUGUGAGGAAACAGUGUGCCAGUCUGCAGACAGCCAUCGCCGAAGCGGAGGAGCGUGGGGAGCUGGCCCUCAAGGAUGCCAAAGCCAAACUGGCCGAGCUGGAGGAUGCUCUGCAGAAAGCCAAGGCAGACCUAGCCCGGCAGCUGCGCGAGUACCAGGAGCUGAUGAACGUCAAGCUGGCCCUGGACAUCGAGAUCGCAACCUACAGGAAGCUGCUGGAGGGCGAGGAGAGCAGGCUGGCUGGAGAAGGCGUUGGUGCAGUGAAUAUUUCUGUGGUCUCAUCCGGGAGCAGCUACGGAGGUGGGACCACGCUGGGGCCAGGCUUCAACAGCAGGCUUGGCCUGGGGGUCGGCAGUGCCAGCUCUGGCAGCAGGAGCUGCCUGGCUGCAGGAUUCAGCUCUGGUGCUGGAAGCAGCUCUAGCAUGAGGUUUGUGUCGAAAACCACCACCAAGAAGAGCUAUCGGAGCUAA